Papaver somniferum (opium poppy) is the source of this 552-nucleotide messenger RNA. Its product is annotated as membrane protein TMS1-like. The transcript has 4 exons. The coding region runs from base 1 to 552 and encodes 183 amino acids. Gene Ontology annotation, cellular component: membrane. The record is from RefSeq and is a predicted model, not a curated record. Lineage: Eukaryota; Viridiplantae; Streptophyta; Magnoliopsida; Ranunculales; Papaveraceae.
AUGAAGGACUGUGAAGGAACAUUAUCAAACUUUAGAUCGGGGUUGUUUCUUCUGGUUCCAGUUAUUAUACUGCUGGAUGCCACAAAUACAUGGAAUGAUGUCUGGGUUGAGAGAGGUGAACGCAAAUGGUGCAUACCGUUACUUGUUGUAUUUGUGUGCUAUAUAACAACACUUACAAUAUCAGGACUAAUGUUCGCUUGGUUCAACCCCUCAGGCCAUGACUGCAAUCUUAAUGUGUUCUUUAUUGUCAUGACCAUCAUUCUCGCAUUUGGUUUUGUAAUUAUUACAUUGCAGGCUAAUGCAAGUCUUUUGCCAUCUUCGGUUAUUUCUGUGUACUGUUCGUAUGUGCUCUACACUGCUCUCUCAAGUGAGUCUCGAGAUUACGUGUGCAAUGGUCUCAACAACAGUUUAAAAGGAGUAACCACGCGUAAGCUAAUUCUUGGUAUGCUCACAACAGUUAUCUCUGUCUUGUACUGUGCUUGCCGGGCUGGAUCCUCGCUAAAGUCAGGUACCUUCAAGGCUUCAUCUAUAGACCCUUUAAUAGUAAUAUGA